AUGGCCCAAACGCGAAACGCCUUCAUCAAGCUCAAAGAUGCCAUCAAAGACCUCGAGACCAUCACAAGCCAGGACCCGGAGAUGUACUACACCACCCGAUGGCCCGGGAUUUGCAUCGCAGAAAAUUUCGCAAGCAUCCCCGGCCAUACCUCGAUAGUCAUGAAGCGCCCAGACGCCCUUGAACGCACGACGGGCUUCAGCUACUUGUGGGACUCUACUUGGGAAAGAUCUCGCACACUUUCCGGUCCAACCGUGAACAUGGCAGACAGGGCCGGCAUUCGCGUACACUGUGUGCUCCUGGUCGAAGCAGUACUGUCGGAUGGCAUUGAGAUUCUUUACAAGCCGGCCGAUGGUCCUGGAGUUCGGACCCAGGUAAACUCAUUCACCGAGCGAGAUCAAGACCUCAUGGAUCACGUAGCAUCGAGGGAGUCCGCUCAGCGUCAAGGGCUCCAAGACCUGGAUGAUUCUGAGGAAGGCAUGAAACCAUCGUCGCGAGCAACCGGUAGCGAGGCCAGUGGAGAUGCUGUCAACGGUAAGUGA
Molecule: messenger RNA, 540 nt
Organism: Alternaria metachromatica
Lineage: Eukaryota; Fungi; Ascomycota; Dothideomycetes; Pleosporales; Pleosporaceae
Exons: 1
Coding region: 1-540 (179 amino acids)
Source: RefSeq, a predicted model, not a curated record